Molecule: messenger RNA, 6212 nt
Organism: Acinonyx jubatus (cheetah)
Lineage: Eukaryota; Metazoa; Chordata; Mammalia; Carnivora; Felidae
Gene: SRRM4
Product: serine/arginine repetitive matrix 4
Exons: 13
Coding region: 1067-2926 (619 amino acids)
Biological process (GO): regulation of RNA splicing; neuron maturation; mRNA processing
Cellular component (GO): nucleus
Molecular function (GO): mRNA binding
Source: RefSeq, a predicted model, not a curated record
GACACUUUUUCCUUUGGACGGGUUUGGCAAAGGAGACAUUGGGCUGGCUGGCUGUGAGGCACAAAAGAAAUCUUCCUUACAGCGCCACAUGCACAGAUGUAUCGCUGCGCCCCUCUGCGGGCGGGGACCCGGCUUGGCAGAUGGCGAGAAGCCGAACUGGGUAGGGAUUGUCCAUCAAAUGGCACUUUCUGGGUGGCGGGGAUCUCGCGGCGUCCAGGCGCAAAGAGGAAUACAAGGGACCCCCUUUGCUGGCCUAGGCAGUGCCUCCCAGAAGUGAGGGGGUCAUGUUGGUUUGGGCGGAUAGGUUAAGUUUUUUUUUACUUCCCUCUUCAAUAAAAGAUCCGCUACAAGACUUGCGAAGGGGCUGAGAAGGGAGGUGGCCGGGCCCAGAGGGCACCUGCUAUGGUUGGCGAGGAGAGCAGGCUGGGAAGCAAGAUCUCCUGCACGGUUCAGUUCGGGGGUGCCGGGAUUGCUUCUCUGAGGGGUCAGCGCUGCAACUCUGUCGCCUCGGGGCAGCGGUGACAGGCACACGCCCCGCCCUUUCUCCUCCCAAGACCUGCGGGCUUUUGUUAUGCAGAUGGCGGCAGGAGGCUGUGCCGGAGGAGGAGGGGGUUGGUGGGGAGGAGGAGAGACGGAGAGGGGGGAGGAAAGUACAGCUCGCGCGACCAGCCUCCUCUUCCAACGUCACAUUGUGCGAGAGACAAAACCCGGGCGCGCCUGAGCUCACACGCGCACGCACACACAGACGACCCUGUCGCCUCUUCUCUCCUGGCGCUGCCGAGAAAGCCAGCCCUGCCUUCCCUUCCUGGGGCGCGGAGGCUCAGCAAGCUCAGAGCUCAGCCCAGAGACAACACAGAAGGCGAAGAAAGACGGUGGAUAAGCCUUCUUUCUCCCCUGCCUGCCCGGGCUGAGGCGCCCCAUCCCCCGCCCUGAACCCCGAUCUCUCCCACCCCACCCCUCUCGCUUUCACGCGAACUGAGCCCGGAGCCCGGUGUGCCCCCGUUUGGAAUCCACGUUUCAGCACUUCGGACAGCGCCCGGGCGCCCCGGGCCCCUUUGGGUUGGCUAUGGCGAGCGUUCAGCAAGGCGAGAAGCAGCUUUUUGAGAAGUUCUGGCGAGGAACCUUUAAAGCUGUGGCCACCCCGCGUCCCGAGAGCAUCAUUGUCGCCAGUAUCACGGCCCGCAAGCCGCUGCCAAGGACAGAACCCCAGAGCAGCCCUGUGGUUCCAGCUCAGGAUGGACCCUCGGAAAAGCUGAGCCAGCAUCUGGCCACCGAGACCUUGGGCACCAACAGCUGGGAGAGAGACAAGGCCUGCCGGGAGCUCAGUCCUGCCAGAGCACGCAGUGCCUCCUGUGACAAAGACCUGACGCCACCAACUUCCUCCAGGGGGAAGAAGAAAAAGAAGAAAUCCACCCGGAAGAAGAGAAGGAGGUCCCCAUCAUACAGUCCAUCGCCUGUCAAGAAAAAGAAGAAGAAAGGUUCCAAGAAACAUAAGCGACACAGGUCAUUCUCCAAGAAGAGAAGGCACAGCUCCUCCAGCCCAAAAAGCAAAAGAAGGGACGAGAAGAGGCACAAAAAACAAUCACGAAGCCGGCCCCGAAAGUCUCACCGUCACCGCCAUCACCAUUGCCCCUCCAGGUCCCAGAGUUCGGAGACCCGCUCCUCAAGCUGUGAGAGCAGGCACCGCGGCAGGUCCCCCGAGGAAGGGCGGAAGUCCCGCCGAAGGCACUCCCGCCGCUGCUCCGAGACCCUCGGCAAGGCCAGCCCCGAGGCCCGCUCCAGCCACCCGCCCAGCCAGCCCCUCCAGAUGCUCAGCCUCCUGUCGGCCAGGGGUGUAAUCACUGGGUCGGGGUCUGCAGCUGACCUCUUUACCAAAACAGCCAGCCCGCUCACCACCUCCCGAGGACGCUCCCAGGAGUAUGACUCAGGCAAUGACACCUCCUCACCACCCUCCACGCAAAUCAGCUCAGCCAGGUCACGGGGUCAAGAGAAGGGGAGCCCCGGUGGGGGCCUAAACAAGAGCCGGGAACUCAACUGUGGAAACACCUCUGAUUCAGGGAACUCCUUCACCACCUCCUCACCCCAGAACAAGGGGGCCACUUUGGAGAAUCUCUCCCCCACCAGCAGGGGCAGAGAGUCAAGAGGAUUUCAGUCGCCAUGUCUGGAAUGCGCGGAGGUGAAGAAAUCCGGUUUGGUCCCAGCCACAGCCCGGAGCUCCCCCAUGAGAGGAUGCUCCCGCAGCCCCUCCUAUGCCAGCACCCGCUCUUCCAGUCACUCCUCCCGAUCCCCAAACCCCAGGGCCUCCCCCAGGUACACCCGAAGCCGAUCCACCUCCUCCGGGAAAAGGUCCUACUCUCGCUCUUCCAGCUAUUCCUCCAAGUCUGGCAAGAGGAGUCCCCCCAGCAGAAACUCUCGAUCGCGCCGCAGCCCCAGCUAUUCGCGGUACAGCCCGAGCAGGGAGCGGGACCCCAAGUACAACGAGAAGGACUCGCAACAGCGGGAGCGCGAGCGAGCGCGUCGGAGACGGCGGUCCUACUCGCCCAUGCGGAAGCGCCGGAGAGACUCCCCGAGCCACCUGGAGGCGCGGAGGAUAACCAGUGCCCGGAAGCGCCCCAUCCCCUACUACCGGCCCAGCCCGUCUUCGUCCAGCAGCCUCAGCAGCACCUCCUCCUGGUACAGCGGCAGCAGCGGCCGCUCUGCCAGCCGCAGCUAUUCCCGCAGCCGCAGCCGCAGCCGGAGCCGCAGCCGCAGCCGCAGCCGCAGUCGGAGCCGCAGCCGCAGCCGGAGCCGCAGCCGCAGCCGGAGCCGCACCCGGAGCAGGACCCGCACUAGCAGCAGCUCGGGCUCCCGCAGCCCCAGCCUGGGCUCCCGGAGCCGCAGCCGGAGCUACAGCUCAGCAGACAGCUACUCCAGCACGAGGCGCUAAACGAGGGCCUUCCCUUGAGCCGGCUGCCUGGGGGGUGGGGGGCCCUUUCCCUCUGCCGGCCUCCCCCUCUCCCUGCCCACCCUGCCUUCUCCUUGGUGACAGACAUUGAGGGCUCCUGGACCCUGUCCUUCCUGCUCUCCGGGGGGGUAGGAAACGAAAGUACAGGGGCUUCGGCCUCUAUAUCAAGCUGCUAGGAGCCUCCACCAGCACCACCCUGGGGCUCAACACAGGCCUGGUCAUAUGGAGAGAACCAUCCUCUGUUGGCACAAAAACCCUCCAGGUUUUGUAAGAAGCGAUGGGUUCAUGACUCAACAGUUUGGGCCUGGCCAGGAAAAACAGAGUUUUGCUAACCCACUGCUCACAGGAUGCAUAUGGGAGGCUAGGAGUCAUUUGUCACACCUGCCCUCAUUCUCCUCUCAUCCCGUCAUGUGUGGACCCUCACGGGGUGGGAGGGGAUGAGAGGAAACCAAGAGCAGUGAGGCCCAGGAGAGGGUGUCGCGCCUUUCACCUCCCCAAACAGGCCCAAGCAAAGGCCCGGAGGAUGCUUGAGGGGGAUAGAAGGGGACCUAUCUGAGUGGGGAAUGUGGAUGUUUCAGUUGGUAAGAAGUGUCAGGAGGUAGGAGAUGGGUUCUCUGCCUGUGAAUAUAGCAGCAAAGGGCAAGGGUCAUUCUGCCGCUCCCAAGAUCUCGGCACAGUCAGGAAGAGCAGUCCAGUAGAUUCUAGCAACGGAGAGGCCACCACAUGGCUUAGACAGCCUCUUGGCUGUUCACAGGGCCCCUGAACCUCACUGAGAAAAGACACAGUGGACAGUCAGGACAGCUUGGUGUGCAGCCCCACAUCCCAAGUUUGCCUCAGCCCCCACUGGCUGGCACCAGCUUAAUUCCACAGGACCAUCUGCUGAACAUUCCCCAGGGCCGUGGCCGGCUGCCAGUCCCCAGCGCCAGCCAGUCUGGCCUUACCCUCCAGUUGGAGCCCGCCUGCCCCCUCCCCACCGCCCAGACUGCCACACCCUGGAUCCCACCCAGUGUGGCUGAACCAUCUAAACCCGCCCUCAGCCUAAGCUACCCCCUUUGCCUCUCAGGAAUGUUGCUGGGAUGGGGCAUAGUAGCUCAGGUUUUGGGGAAAGACCCAAGUCCAGAGAGUCUGGGGGGACAGGGGCUUGGGAACUCCAUGGCUUCCGAGGCUUCCUGUCAGCCAGAGCCCACCUUUAUUUCUGCCCUCUCCCUGUCUUCCCCCUGCCCAGGGCUGGGCAGCAUGGGUAAGCUGAUCUCUGACACACAAACACCACCAGCUGCUUCACCCACAGAAGGCACUGAGAACAGGGGUGUGAGGGAGAAGGUCCUUAAAAUAAACUCCUGGGCACCCCCCACACCAGCUGACCGGCCUUCCGGAGCCCUGUGGGUGAAUGUCAAGUUUGCGGUGGCAACAGCGGCAGGGCAGGGCAUGGAGGGAGAUCGUGACGGGGGACAGUCCACAGCUCUGGAUACUGGGGGGCAAGUUAUGGGGAAGCAGGGACCAAACACUCUUCUUCCUUCACACCCCAGGGACAGCAUUUGGGAAAAAAUCCCUUUUCUUGACAUCAGUGACCCGUCUCCCCGACCCCUUGUCUUUCCCAGUCCAUCAGCCCGUGGGGCCAGAAACUGCCCUGCAAACUCCCGCAAGUCCUUCUUCCACCAGAAGAGCAGCGAGAGGUGCCCCAGACAGCAUGGGGUGACCUGGCCUUCCCCCGAUGCCCUCUGGCCCGGCCCUGGGCCCCACCCGCCAAGACUGACAGAUGCCAGUGCUGUCACCACAGAAGGCCGGAUGGCAGGUGCCUGGGACAGGGGCAGGUGCCCUGGGAGGGCAUGUACAGCAACUGUAAAUAACCCUCUUCCCUGCCCGGGAAACCAGCCUGGGCUCCAGUCUCCCAUCACGGAGACAAAGUCUUCUCCGAGCCACAGAACCUCUGGAGCCACGGACCCUCCUUAGCAGGACAGCAGUGACAGAGGCCUGGGAGCCUUCCGUCAGACUGCCUUCAGACAACUCUAGGGGACCAUUUUGCCUGGGGCUCCUAGCAAACCUAUUAUUUAUUUUAUUUAUUUAUGUUUAUUUAUUUAUUUAUGUGAUGAUCUCUCUCUCUCUCUCUCCCUUGGUUGCCAUUAGCAGUAUUCAACUAUUUAUUUAUUUAUAUGGAGAGGUGUGUGUGUGUGUGUGUGUGUGUGUGUGUUGCCAGGGGGCGGGGUGCUUCUGAAUUAUUUUUGUGCAUCUCUUUUUUUCCCUCGUGUCUUUGUGGAUGAGAUCUGAGAGGCCGGAUGUGGCUAGGGAUGUUGGCUUUGUUCCCGCAGGUGAGACCCACAGAGCUCUAAGUCCAAACAGCCUGGAAUUGGCCUGGGGAGGGGGACACCUCAGACCUAAGGUUCGUUAUGUCAGUGAGGUUCAGGCUUGCUCCCCAGCUCCCUGCCCACCAGCUACCUCACUGAGGUAUCAGAAAAAUGAAAACAUCCACAAGGCUUGUGAACUAAAGGCCUGAAAUGAUACACUGGAGUCACAGCUCACACGGGGGUUGGAGUCUAAAGUUAGCAUAAGCUAAGGUAAAACUUGCAGCGUCAAAAUCGUCGUGUGAGUGCUUUAGGGAGGCACCUGCUGGGAGACGGAUGUACUGUAUGUCGCCCACUGAUGAGGCUUCUUCGUCAGUACUGCAGGAGCUGUCUUGCGUUUGGGGGGCCAUGGUGGUUGAACUGGCAUCUGGUUUAGCACUGGGAUCGAACUUUGAGUGGACAAGGAGAAAGCAGGGCAGGAAUUGGGCUGAGGGAGUGGAGGGAAGAUGCACAUGGGGUCUCACCCUUACUCCAGCAGAGACAAUAGUGGGCAGGAUCACUCCCUAAGCGUCUCUGAGCAUCCUGGUGGGUUUUGUGUAAAUUAUACAUCCUUCUGCUUCCAUUGUAGCUAAUUUCUCCCCAUGCACUGAGGCUUUUCCAGGCUGCUCUCUUCCUUCUGCAGGAGGCCCACUGCUUCCUGGAGUGGUAUCAACCUCCCUAGGAGAGAUACACAGACCCAAAGUAGAAGCCUUUUGCUGGGAUCUCCUGCUUUCCAUCAGGGAAGAGCACAAAGCUAUUUCAGAAAUAAGAGAACGGAAAAAAAAAAAAAAGACAAGAUGAAAGGAGCAGCCGGAAGUUCCCCCAAGAAGGUCAUUGAGGGUCACAUCAAGCCAGGAUCUAGAGGCCUUUCUUUACCAGUCCUGCCCCUCUGACUGGCAAUGUCUUCCUGCUGCCUGCCAGAGAGGCCCCGCCCCCACCCUCUUUCCAAA